CCUUCUCUUCUGCAUCCGAAACAACGAAAAUAUCUUCCAGUUCUAAAGCAAGAGCGGCAACGAAACGGUCCACCUCUACCGGAUUGGUCUACUUUGACGUUGCUGUUGUCAAUAGCUUCAUUACUGACGUCGCUGUUGUCAAUAUCUUCAUAAUUGACAUCAUUUUCGCGAUCGAUGUCAAUCAGAUCAGAUUAGCUCCACUUUUCAGAAUUCUUCCAGCAAAUUUAACUGAUCAAAAAUUUCGUGCUCAUUUUACUACAAAAGGACAAGUUACGGAUGCAAAGAUUAUACGAACUGCAGAUGGGAAAUCUCGAUGUUUCGGAUUUAUUGGAUAUCGUACAGAAAAAGAAGCAAAUGACGCUUUAAAUUAUUUUAAUAAAACUUUUAUUUUUACUUCUAAAAUUACUGUUGAGCAUGCCAAACCUGUUUGUGAUCCAGCGCUACCGAGACCUUGGAGUGCUCAUAGCGUUGGUUCAUCAAAAUAUCAGAAUAAACUUUUUCAGAAAUCAGAAGCUAAUAGUAUUGAAAUACCGGUAGAAAAAAGAAAGAUUAAAUAUGAUGAAAUCGUUGAUGAUGAAAAGCUUAAAGAAUUUUUGGAAGUUAUGAAACCAAGAUCAAAAUCUAAAACUUGGUCUAACGAUGAUUUAACAUUUUUGGAAUCUCAAUCGAGUUUGAAAAAUGUUAUUACUAAUGAUUCUGAUGAUGAACUUUAUCAAGAUUUACCAAAUAAAAAUGAUAAAGAUGAUACAAAUGAAUCGAAUAAUUUAACAAAAAAUAAAAAUGAUAAAUUAUUUAAUGAUGAAUUGAGUAAAGAAUCAUCCGUAUCUGAUAUGGAAUGGAUUAGAACGAAAAUGAGAAGAAGACUGGAUAUAAAUGACGAUGAUAUUGAUGAUUAUGAUGUUAAUGUUUAUAAGAAUAAAACUUCUUCAAAAAUCGAAUUUAAUAAACAUAAUGAAAGUAAUAAAAUUUAUACUAAUACGUCAUCAGAAAAUGAUGAUUCUAAAGAAAAUUUCGCUUCUAAUUCAGAGAAUGGACUUAACAAAAUGAAAAGUAUGACUUCUCAUAAUGAGACAAAUGUUAAUCAAUCUGGCAGACCUACGGAUGUUCCACCUGAAGAAUCCAUUGGUGAAACUGGUAGAUUGUUUGUUAGGAAUUUACCAUACGUAUGCUCUGAAGAAGACUUACGACAGAUAUUUAAUAAAUUUGGUCCACUUGCCGAAGUUCACAUACCACUGGACAAGGAAACAAAAAAUCACAAAGGCUUUGCUUAUGUUUUAUAUCAUAUUCCUGAACACGCUGUAAAAGCUUAUAUUGAGUUAGAUAAUAAAUUCUUCAUGGGAAGAUUAUUACAUAUUUUACCUUCUAAAGAUAAACCUCAAAUUCGUGAUUUGGAUCCUAGUAGGUGGAGUUUAAAGAAAAAAAGAGAGAUGAAACAGAAAAGCUUAGCCAGUAAUGACUUUAAUUGGAGUAUUUUAUACAUGAAUAGUGAUGCAAUCGCUGAGUCAAUAGCACAUCGAUUUAAUGUAAAAAAAUCGGACAUAUUGGACCCCGAGUCCGACAAUAUGGCUUCAAAGCUUGCACUUGCAGAGACUCACAUCAUCCAAGAAACAAAAGCAUUUCUUGAAAUGAAUGGAAUUUCCUUGAGUUCUUUUGGAAAAAAAGAAAAAAGUGAUACAGUUAUCUUAGUAAAGAAUAUUCCAUUUGGUGUGACAAAAGACGAAUUACAGCAAUUAUUUGGAUGGUAUGGAGAAAUUGGGCAUUUAAUAAUUCCACCGGCUCAGACAAUAGCCUUAAUAGAAUUUUUACAUCCUUCGGAAGCCCGAAAUGCAUUCACAAAUCUUGCAUAUAAAAAAUUUAAAGGAGUUCCUCUAUAUCUGGAGAAAGCACCACAGGGUAACAUAAAUUUUGAUACCACUGAGGGAGAACUGAAAAAAGUAUUCAAGAAUACUUCUGGUAUGAAAUCGGCUAAAAUAAAAAUGAAAAAUGACCCUAAAAAUCCUGAUAAAAAAUUGAGUAUGGGAUUUGGGUUUGUUGAAUAUGAUAAUAUGAAAAAUGCAAAGAAUGCUUUGAAAGCAAUGCAGAGAAAACGAAAAGAGGAUGAAAUAAUGAAAAAGAAAAAAAAUUCCACAAAAAUCAUCGUUAAAAAUGUCGCUUUUGAAACAACGAAAAAAGAAUUGAAAGAAUUAUUUAGUGCAUAUGGCCAAAUUAAAACACUUCGUUUACCAAAAAAAUUUGAUGGUACAUCUCGCGGAUUCGCAUUUCUAGAAUUCUUAACCAAAAGAGAUGCAAGAAAUGUAAUGGAACAAUUACAAAACACACACUUAUUAGGUAGACAUCUCGUUCUUGAAUACGCAGAUGAUGAUAAAAAUGUUGAAGAGUUGAGAGAAAAGAUUGGGAAAGAGUUUAUUGCAGAUAUUGAAGGUGGUGAUGGUAGAAUGCGAAAAAGGAAAAAGAUUGAUAUGGAAAACUGGGUAGAAAGUAAGGAUUAUAUGGAAGAAUAG
Messenger RNA from Dentiscutata erythropus, 2501 nucleotides. The record is from the annotation of a GenBank genome assembly. Lineage: Eukaryota; Fungi; Glomeromycota; Glomeromycetes; Diversisporales; Gigasporaceae.